Molecule: messenger RNA, 4645 nt
Organism: Acanthisitta chloris (rifleman)
Lineage: Eukaryota; Metazoa; Chordata; Aves; Passeriformes; Acanthisittidae
Gene: RBM12
Product: RNA binding motif protein 12
Exons: 3
Coding region: 102-2690 (862 amino acids)
Biological process (GO): regulation of RNA splicing
Cellular component (GO): nucleoplasm; ribonucleoprotein complex
Molecular function (GO): RNA binding
Source: RefSeq, a predicted model, not a curated record
AAGUUGGUUUUAAUUGGUUGCCCACAGGAUUGGCUUGGCUUCUGCUACUUGUUAAGAAAAAAAACAUCUGUCUUUGCAGGUGUGUGUUGUUUCAGCGCAGCAUGGCUGUGGUCAUCCGCUUGCAAGGUCUCCCGAUUGUGGCGGGGACCAUGGACAUUCGCCACUUCUUCUCUGGAUUGACCAUUCCCGAUGGGGGCGUGCAUAUUGUAGGGGGUGAACUGGGUGAGGCUUUCAUCGUUUUUGCCACUGAUGAAGAUGCAAGGCUUGGUAUGAUGCGCACAGGUGGUACAAUUAAAGGGUCGAAAGUAACGCUGUUGCUGAGCAGUAAAACCGAAAUGCAGAACAUGAUAGAACUCAGUCGUAGGCGUUUCGAAACCGCCAAUCUAGAUAUGCCGCCAGCAAACGCUAGCAGGUCGGGACCACCACCUAGUUCUGGAAUGAGUGGAAGGGUUAACUUGCCUACUACUGUACCUAACUUUAAUAAUCCUUCUCCUAGUGUAGUAACCGCUUCUACUACGGUGCAUGAGAGCAAUAAAAACAUAUCCACGUUCUCUACUGCCAGUAUGGGGACUGCACCUCCAAAUCUCGGGAGUACCUUUGGUAGUCCGACAUUUAGCUCAACUAUACCUAGUACGGCGUCCCCGAUGAACACAGUACCUCCUCCCCCCAUCCCUCCCAUCCCAGCUAUGCCAUCUUUGCCACCAAUGCCUUCCAUUCCCCCCAUUCCUGUCCCACCUCCCGUACCCACACUGCCUCCUGUUCCUCCCGUUCCUCCCAUACCCCCUGUGCCCCCUGUACCCCCAAUGACGCCUCUCACUGGAAUGAAUGGGUCUGGAGCAGCAGUCAAUAUGAACAGCGGCUUGAAUCCAUUGUUUAUUGGUCCCAUGAAUCCUGUAAAUCCUAUCCAGAUGAAUUCUCAAGGUAGUGUCAAGCCAAUUCCAAUCAAUCCAGAUGAUUUGUAUGUCAGCGUUCAUGGGAUGCCCUUUUCUGCAACUGAAUCUGAUGUGAAAGACUUUUUCCUUGGGCUCCGUGUGGAUGCAGUCCAUAUGCUGAAGGAUCAUGUAGGUCGAAAUAAUGGAAAUGGACUAGUUAAGUUUUUUUCUCCUCAAGAUACAUUUGAAGCAUUGAAGCGAAACAGAAUGCUGAUGAUUCAGCGCUAUGUUGAAGUUAGUCCUGCUACAGAGAGACAGUGGGUGGCUGCUGGAGGCCACAUAACUUUCAAGCAAACCAUGGGUCCCUCUGGGCAGGCACAUCCUCCUCCUCCUCAGGCUCAUCCUAGGUCCAAAUCUCCUGGUGGACAGAAAAGGUCGCGGUCGAGGUCUCCCCAUGAGCACGGGUUCUGUGUCUAUUUGAAAGGGCUUCCCUUUGAGUCAGAGAACAAACAUGUGAUAGAUUUUUUUAAGAAGCUGGAUAUAGUUGAAGACAGCAUUUAUAUAGCCUAUGGACCUAACGGGAAGGCAAUUGGCGAGGGUUUUGUGGAGUUCAGGAAUGAAGCCGACUACAAAGCGGCUUUGUGCCACCAUAAGCAGUACAUAGGAAACCGCUUCAUUCAGGUCCAUCCGAUUACCAAGAAGGCAAUGUUAGAAAAGAUAGAUCUGAUCCGUAAAAGGUUGCAAAACUUCAGCUAUGACCAGAGAGAAAUGCUGAUGAAUGCUGAGGGGGAGCCAGGCUUGCCAAAAGUGUGUGCACAUAUAUCUAAUAUCCCAUACAACAUAACAAAGAUGGAGAUCCUGCAGUUUCUGGAGGGACUGGCGGUAGAAGAAGGUUCGGUCCAAAUCCUCGUUGAUACUAACGGGCAGGGCCUAGGACAAGCACUGGUGCAGUUCAAAGCGGAGGACGAUGCUCGUAAGGCAGAACGUUUGCACCGUAAAAAGCUGAACGGAAGAGAUGUUAAUUUGCGUUUGAUAACUGUAGAAGAAAUGAGAGAUAUUGAGAGAAACCCACCAGCCCAGGGGAAAAAGAUCCUGAAAAUCCCCAUCCAAGGCAGCGCGGCUGUGCCAGGAGCGCAGGGCCCCGGGGGGGACGAGCAUGCCUUCCUGGGGGGGAAUGCUAAGGAAGCUAACAAUGGUCCUCCGUUCAAUUUCCCCGGUAACUUCAGCGGCUCUGGCACGUUUGGUCCCCCCCUGCCACCCCCUGGGAUUGGUGCCUUUCCCGACUCUAGACCCGGAAUCCCUGCGGUCGCAGCGGGUGGUUUGCCCGGCGCCGGGAUCGAGGUGCCAGGGUUUGCAGGUGGUCCUGCUAAUCUGGGGGGACCGGCAGGUUUUGCGGGGGGUCCUCAGGCGUUUGGCAAUGGUCCUGGCAAUCUGAGUGGGCCCCCUGCCUUUGGUGCUGGUCCUCCAGGAAUUGCUAGUGGUCUUGGACAUUUAAGUGGACCUCCAGGGUUUGGACCUGGACCAGGAAAUAUCCAUAUUAGCGGCCCCCCAGGUUUUGGAACGGGGUCUGGGAAGCCGGGGCCAACUGUCAUUAAAGUGCAAAAUAUGCCCUUUACUGUUUCGGUGGAUGAAAUUUUGGAUUUCUUUUACGGUUACCAAGUGAUCCCUGGUUCAGUGUGCUUAAAAUACAAUGAGAAAGGCAUGCCCACUGGAGAAGCAAUGGUUGCAUUUGAGUCUCGGGAUGAAGCUAUGGCAGCUGUUGUUGAUUUAAAUGACAGGCCUAUAGGCUCCAGGAAAGUAAAACUUGUUCUAGGGUAGCUGUUAACCUGAAGUAGUUGUAGAAUAGAUAUUCAUAGUGCUGUGAUAAAUGCAUCUGGAUUGGUUUUUAUAGUAUUUCCAGGGUAGAACCUGUGGAUUGUUUCAAUUGUAAAGCAGAUUGGUUUUGCUAAGCUGGAGCACUGGGUUAGCCGUGCUGUGGGAAGCGCUGCGAGGAGAGCUGUGCAGUGCAUUUCACCGUGCAGAUAUGUGGAGGAGCUGGACAGAUUCUUAUCCAUCCUAAAGUCGGGUAAACUCUGCUGGACACAGUGCUUAUCGAGGAACCAAGGGUGGCUUGGCAUAGUUCUGGAUAAGGGAAGUAGAUGAAGUCAGUGAAGCUCUUCAGUGGGUGCUCUUGUAAGCCUUUGUAAAAUAGGUAGCUAUUUCUAGAUUUGGUUAAAAGCUGGCUGAAUUUGCUUUGUUUACAGGUCAAAGCUUUGUUUCAAGUCCUGAUUUUACUUUGCAACUGAAUGAAUUCUCAGUGUACACAGAUUGUUUUGUGUAUGUAUCUUUAUUUUUUCUAAGAUUCUCACUGUAUGAACAGUUGAAUUAUGCCCUUUGCUGAUGUGUCUACCAAACUAAUUCCUAUGAGUAUGAGCAGAAUCGUUCUGUAAAAUUCAAGCUGUUCUUUGUGGAAUAACCUUUAGUUAUUUAUAUAUUGCAAUUAUAACUGUGCAGAAUAAGACUUUUGCCACGAGUAUAGCUAACCUCAAACAUAAUGAGUUUUAUAGUACACUUAAAACAUUUGCAGUAGAAGUAACAACUUGAAAACGAUAAUUAUUGUUUAAGUAGCUUGAUUUGUUAGGAUUACACCAAUCAGUUGGGAUAGGAUCUUUGACACUAGUUGGAUAUUGAUGUUGUAUUUCUUACAUGUCUCUUGAGCUCCUUACAUAGUCUCUGCUAAGAGAACCAAAGUGGUGAUUAUUAGUAGAAGAUUGGAGUCCAGAUCAAGUUUUGAAUUAGGUUAUAAAUGAAAGAAACUUUUUUCUUCAGCAACUGUUAUGAAUAACUGCUAUGGGUGAAUUCAGAGAUGAAAUUUAUUUUUCUCCAAAAGAUGAAAAUACUGAGUUUACUAUAUAUUUUUGCAAUAAAGUUGAGCUGUUGUAUUCCAAGUUUGUAAAGAGUUGCCAUUUUCUUUGUUGUGCAGUAAAAUCUUCCUUGGAAAAAACAGAAAUGGAAAGGAAGUAGAUUUUUUUUGGUUCUUCCUUACUUGGUUUAUGAUAAAUUUUAAGACUUGGGCAUUGCCUGAAAAAAAAAAAUCCUGCAAUUCCCUGCAAAUCAUUGUACUUAAACAUAGCAAACUUCAAAAUGUUUGGGUUUCGUUUGACAAAGAAAAUCAGUGCCUUUUGGUGUUGCAUAUCAUGGAACACUGAAGUGUAUGGGCAGGCAAAAUUGAGAGGUGCAAGUGGCAACAGUUUUAUUCCUGUGGUGUGUAGGAGAGACUUGCAAACCUGUGCAGCGCUGCAUCCCGAGAGGAGUUCCCAGUACAGGAGUCUGGAAGGAUUGUACAAAGGUGUACUUCAAUAAAGAGGUGGUCGCAUUACACAGAUGCUUCUGUAAUUCAUUAGAGUCGUUUUUUUCUGACAGGUUACUAGGUGGUCCCAACUUUGGAAAAGUCAUGUGAUUUGUAUAUACUGUUUAAAAUUAAGCCUCCUGUUAAUAAAACUGUCUGUCUCUGAAGCUUCAUGUUAUGCGUUUCAACAGUCUUCGGGAGUAAUGUUUCAACAGCAGAUCUUUGUUUCUUUUUUUGUUGGGUUUUUUUUUUGCCUGAAAGUCUGAAAGUACUCUUGCUGAUGUCAGAAAGAUGUGUGAUUAGGAGUCAAGUCUUUCAGUUUAUUUUUAAAACUUUGCUCUUUGUUUUUUAAACAACUUUUAUUAAAGUUUCAUACUCUAUUGCAGUUAUUUGGGUGCUUGUUUCUUCAUGCUUCGUAUUAGAAUAAAAUUGCUGAAAAGGAAAA